This is a messenger RNA of Penicillium samsonianum, 1185 nucleotides long. RefSeq lists its product as uncharacterized. The record is from RefSeq and is a predicted model, not a curated record. The coding region runs from base 1 to 1185 and encodes 394 amino acids. The transcript is spliced from 6 exons. NCBI's taxonomy places the organism in Eukaryota, Fungi, Ascomycota, Eurotiomycetes, Eurotiales, Aspergillaceae.
AUGAUUGACGACCAUCAACAAAAAAUCGCCCUAGGUAUCGUGGUCGCAUUCACGGUUCUCGGUGGCAUUGCAGUUCUACUUCGGCUCUGGGGCCGAUGGUUAUCACGAUCGGCGCUCACAAGCGAUGACUACUUGAUUGUCGUGGGAUAUAUCCUCGCCCUCUCCCAAUCCGUUACCUCGUGGUACUUCAUCAAAACCAACUAUGUCGGCAUUCACGUAUGGGAUGUCCCCAAAAACAACAAUCCUAGACCUGGGCUGAAUUGGAACUUCGCAAAUCAACUCCUCUACAAUCCAGCCCUGACCGUGGUAAAACUCUCGAUCUUGGUAUUCCUGCGCCGACUCGAUUCACGCUCACGGGUGGUCAAGUACCUCAUCUGGAGCUCCUUCGCCGUGGUAAUCAGUCUUUUUAUCACCGUCCUCCUCGUCGACAUUUUCCAAUGCCACCCAGUACAAUACGUCUACGACAUGACGAUCCCGGGCGGGAAAUGUAUCAACCAAGGCGCAUUCUACGUCUCGACCGCAGCGCUAAACCUCUUCACCGAUAUAAUGGUCCUCUCGAUCCCGAUCAUUAUCACUGCACGUCUCCAAAUGCCCCUCCGACGCAAGAUCGCCGUGUGUAUCAUCCUAUGUCUAGGUGGAGUAGCAACCGCCAUCGGAGUCUGGCGCAUAGUAAUCCUCGCCCAAGGAUUCCUCUCACACACCCCAAACCUCGACCCAACGUACUCAAUCGGCUUCUGCAGCUCAGCAGUCGAAGUAAACGUCGCCGUGGUAACAGCCUGCGGCCCGUCCCUGAAAGCCAUCAGCAGCAGGUUCCUCCCCCGACUACUUGGCAGCUCGCACGGGAAAUCCACCUAUGGGGCCGGCACCGGCUCCGGAACCGGCAUGGGCUCGCGCAGACUCCGAUCGAAUAUAUUCAAGUCUGCCUCACACGCGCAGCCAUCGGUUUUCUCCACCCGCGGCGCUGAUUACGAGAUGGCGGAUCCGCUGGGCGGGCCGCGUGUUGAUAUUGUUGGGGAUUUUGAGAUGCGUAAGUAUAAGCGUGGGGAUAGUCCUAGUUUGAGUAGUGAUGAGGGUAAGGGGAUUAUGAAGACGACUGAUAUCUCGGUUGGGUAUAGUAUGGAGCCCAGGGUUGGGGAUGGUCGGUCGCAAGAGGGUAGACACGCUAGUGUUGAUAGUUUGGUUUAA